AUGGCCGGAAAAGGCUCUGACGGGAAGAAGCGGCCAGUCGCGUUGAAUCUGGCCCCGAAGCGGUCAAACUCUUCAAAUUCCUCAUCUACAAAUAACUCACUCAAGAUUCCCCGAACGCCUCGCUUUGCUGAAGCAACUUCUGUACACUCGCCUGUCGAUAUGAAGAAGUCGCCAUUUGCCGACCCCGAGCAGCCUACCGAGGGCACCUCACAACCUGGCGAUGUUGGCUUUGGCUAUAUCGGCAACGACCAUGAUUCCGCGGCAGGUCCCAAGUCUCCUCUCAAAAGCGCCAUGAAGGUGCCAGGAACUCCCGCCAGACAACUCUCAAACCCCCUCAGUCCGACCUUUCGAGAGGAGGAAAUGCUCGAAAAGCGGGAGGUGUCUACUGACAAGGAGCAAGUCAAGGACAUUAAAAUCAAGACUCGUGUUCGCAUGGCCAAGUUUGCUCUCCGAGGUGUCAACUUCAGCUGUUCCUUGAUCAUCCUGUCCAUGCUGUCGGCCUCUUUUGCCAUCUUCAACUCCACAAAGUCUCUGGCUGCUGCCAGCAAGUUUACGCCAUGGGCCCCCAACACUCAGCAGACAGCCUGGCCACAAAAGCUGACUCUUGCCAUGGCAUGUGUCUCGCUAUUCGCCUGUAUCCUUGUCUUCUUCGCAUACUGCCGAGGAGGCCACAGGCGAGCGACCAAGGUCAACACGUACUACACCAUGUUUGCAAUUGGCUGGUUCAUUCUAAGUAUGCUUCUGUGGGUGGUCACAGCCGUCAUCUUCCAGCACAGCAAGAACAACAGCAACAAUAAAGACAUGUGGGGAUGGGCAUGCACCAACAACCAGCGCGCGGAAAUUUAUCACGAAAAAGUAGACUAUGCACUCGUCUGCCGCCUGCAAAACUGGACCCUCAUCUGCAUCAUCAUCGAAGUAGUCGUCGAGGUCAUCAGCAUCGCGCUCUACAGCAUCGUCUUCUACCGAUUCUACUCCAAACGCCGUCUCAUGAAGUCGAUGGACAUGAGAGACCGUGCCCGUUCCGACCUGUACCUCGCCCAGCUGCGAACCCAGUCUGCCCCCAACACUCCCGGCUUCGGGCCCAAGUCCCCUGCUCUCAGCAGCUACGCCAUGUCACCUCGCCACCCGCCUGCUGCGUACCGAAACCUCUCUGACAUUGACGAGACGAGCCCUUUCACUCCUGGAGGCAAGGUCGUCGUGCCCCAAUCCCAGUUCGGCACUCCCAGUCCGGACUUCAAGCUGCAGCCUCCUCCGACAAAGGCGCCCUCUGCCACCCCCAAAACCGUCCAGGCUGCAUUUGCACCUCCUGCGACAAGAACACCUUCGCCACCCGUCCAGCCUCAGCACGCACCAGCUCCAGCCGACGAGCCUACGUACGAAGCUGUUCCUAUUCCUGGCGCGUACGCAGGCCAAGCCGUGAAGAGCCCCCCUCCUGGCCAAAUGACUUUUGGGGUUGCUAGAUGA
This is a messenger RNA of Metarhizium brunneum ARSEF 3297, 1464 nucleotides long. RefSeq lists its product as uncharacterized. Lineage: Eukaryota; Fungi; Ascomycota; Sordariomycetes; Hypocreales; Clavicipitaceae. The record is from RefSeq and is a predicted model, not a curated record.